Diospyros lotus (date-plum) is the source of this 1138-nucleotide messenger RNA. Its product is annotated as replication protein A 32 kDa subunit A-like. Gene Ontology annotation, biological process: DNA replication; double-strand break repair via homologous recombination; nucleotide-excision repair. Gene Ontology annotation, molecular function: DNA binding. The record is from RefSeq and is a predicted model, not a curated record. Lineage: Eukaryota; Viridiplantae; Streptophyta; Magnoliopsida; Ericales; Ebenaceae. Gene Ontology annotation, cellular component: nucleus; DNA replication factor A complex; site of double-strand break. The transcript has 10 exons. The coding region runs from base 93 to 929 and encodes 278 amino acids.
CGACGUCCACUAUAUAAUUCUGAAAUCCCAAAAGUUGAACCCCUAACUACCGUUUUCGACUCUGGUUUAGGGUUUGUGAGCGGGAGUAGGAGAUGUACACGACGAGCCAGUUCGACGGCAACGCCGCCUUCUCCGGUGGCGGUUUCAUGCCUUCUCAGGCCACCCAGACCGCCGCCGAUCCUUCCUUUUCUCCCGCCAAAAGUCGUGAUACCCAGCCAUUGCUUCCGUUGACGGUGAAGCAAAUAAGCGAAGCUUUUCAGUCAAGCGACGAGAAGUCAAAUUUCCUGGUCGAUGGUGUUGAUGUGAACAAUGUUACGUUGGUGGGGAUGGUUUGCAACAAAGCAGAAAGGAUAACUGAUGUUUCAUUUGUGAUAGAUGAUGGCACAGGACGCAUCGACUGUAAUAGAUGGGUAAAUGAAGCUCUGGAUACCAAAGAAAUGGAGGGAAUAUCAAAUGGGAUGUAUGUUCGGGUUCAUGGACACUUGAAAGGAUUUCAGGGUAAAAGGCAAUUAGUUGUGUUUUCUAUCAGGCCUCUAACUGACUAUAAUGAGAUUGCAUACCACUUUUUUGAGUGUGUGUAUGUCCAUUUCUACAACAGCAGAUUGAGGCUGCAAGGUGGUGUCCCUAUUCUCAACAUACCAAAUUCUGCAGUUAACACCCCUUCAAAGGGAUACCAAGCUGCCUCUUCAAAUCAAUAUGCCGGGCAAUUCAGCACUGAUGGACUCAAGGGCAUUGACCAAAUGGUGAUAGAUUAUCUUCAGCAACCUUCAUGCCUCGCAAGGGAAAAGGGGGUGCACGUUAAUGAAAUUGCCCAACAAUUAAACAUGCCAUUGGAGAAGAUCACAAUAUCGAUCAAGGCUCUUGAAGAUGAAGGACUGGUUUACUCGACAAUUGACGAAUAUCACUUCAAGUCUACUGGCAAUGGUUGAAGUCUUGAGUGUCCGAUAGAGUACCGGGCAGGAGUGCUGGCUCUUUUUUCUAAAGAGAGGACUUUAAUCUUUUUAAAUUCUGGGGUAUAACAUAUAUAUGUAUAUGUAUAGAUAGAUGGUUAAAAUCUCACUAGUUUUCUCGUUGAACAAGGUUCAUUUAUGGCUGACUAUUACUACUCAACAAUGAAUCAAGAUGGGUGGUUGUCCUA